GGGGCUGCAGCGGGUUUUGUCCCCUUGUCGGCUUCCGUAGAGGAAGUCGCGCGGACCAGUAUCUGGGAUUUUGGUGCUCCCCCCCUUCCCCUUCCUCGGGGUUCGGGGGUGACAUUGCAUCGCGCCCCUUACGGGGUCGCGUCGCCACCCCACGCGGACUCCCCCGCUGGUGAAUUUCUUUCAUUCGCCUCUCUUGGCCAGGCCUCCACCCCGCCCCCAGCUGUGCAGCCAUGGGGGCCGCUGUGUUUUUUGGCUGCACUUUCGUUGCUUUCGGUCCAGCCUUUGCGCUUUUCUUGAUCACUGUGGCUGGAGACCCGCUUCGCGUCAUCAUCCUGGUCGCGGGGGCAUUUUUCUGGCUCGUCUCCCUGCUCCUGGCCUCUGUGGUCUGGUUCAUCUUAGUCCAUGUGACCGACCGCUCAGAUGCCCGGCUCCAGUAUGGCCUUCUGAUUUUUGGUGCUGCAGUCUCUGUCCUCCUCCAAGAGGCGUUCCGCUUUGCCUACUACAAGCUCCUUAAGAAGGCAGAUGAGGGGUUAGCAUCGCUGAGUGAGGACGGAAGAUCACCCAUCUCCAUCCGACAGAUGGCCUAUGUUUCUGGUCUUUCCUUCGGUAUCAUCAGUGGUGUCUUCUCUGUUAUCAAUAUUUUGGCCGAUGCUCUUGGGCCAGGUGUGGUUGGGAUCCACGGAGACUCACCCUAUUACUUCCUGACUUCAGCUUUUCUGACCGCAGCCAUCAUCCUGCUUCACACCUUUUGGGGAGUCGUGUUCUUUGAUGCCUGCGAGAGGAGGCGAUACUGGGCUUUGGGCCUGGUGGUUGGGAGUCACCUACUGACAUCAGGACUGACCUUCCUGAACCCCUGGUAUGAGGCCAGCUUGUUGCCCAUCUAUGCAGUCACUGUUUCCAUGGGGCUCUGGGCGUUCAUCACAGCUGGAGGGUCCCUUCGAAGUAUCCAGCGCAGCCUCUCGUGCCGACGGCAGGAGGACAGUCGGGUGAUGGUGUAUUCUGCCCUGCGCAUCCCACCCGAGGACUGAGGGAACCUGGGGGGGACCCCGGGGCCUGGGGUGCCCUCCUGAUCUCCUCACCCUGUAUUUCUCCAUCUCCAGUUGUGGACAGUGCAGGUGGCCAAGGAAAGGGACCUAGUUUAGCCAUUGCCAUGGAGAUGAAAGUACUGGCAGCUCAGGGGUAGAUGAGCUGUGAGUUUCCCAGCACUCUCUCCCCAGACUGGACAACUUGAUCUUUUUCUCAGGCCCGAGGGGAACCAUUUUUGGUGUGGUAAAGACCCCAAACUGCCUUUUUUUUUUUUUUUUUUUUUUGAGUGGGUGGAGGGAGGAGGUAUGUUUGGACUCUUGGCCUGCUCCUUGGAUUGUAUUUUUUCUCUUUGAAUGGCUUCCUCUUGGCUGGGCUCAUAUCUAUCUUUCCCCUUCAUCCCAGCCUUGGGGGAAAGAGGGAAGGAAGGAAGGAAGGAAGUGCAUGUUUGGGAACUGGUAUUACUGGAACUAAUGUUUUCACCUCCUUGACCACCAGCCUCCCUCCUCUCCCCAAGGUGAAGUGGAGGGCACUGUGGGACCCACCCCAGAGCAGCAGUGCCCUGGAGGAGUCAAACCACCAUACCAUCGCAGGGCAGGAGGGCAGAUUUUUUUUUUCUAGUUUUUAAUUGGGAUGGGGGUGGGAGGGGAGAGGUUUUAUAAACUGUAUCAUUUUCUGCUGAGGAUGGUGUGUCCCCAUCCUUUUAAUCAAGGUGAUUGUGAUUUUGACUAAUAAAAAGGACUUUCUAA
Molecule: messenger RNA, 1772 nt
Organism: Erinaceus europaeus (western European hedgehog)
Lineage: Eukaryota; Metazoa; Chordata; Mammalia; Eulipotyphla; Erinaceidae
Gene: APH1A
Product: aph-1 homolog A, gamma-secretase subunit
Exons: 7
Coding region: 231-1028 (265 amino acids)
Biological process (GO): protein processing; Notch signaling pathway; positive regulation of catalytic activity
Cellular component (GO): endoplasmic reticulum; membrane; gamma-secretase complex
Molecular function (GO): protein-macromolecule adaptor activity
Source: RefSeq, a predicted model, not a curated record